This is a messenger RNA of Solanum tuberosum (potato), 600 nucleotides long. Its product is annotated as ERAD-associated E3 ubiquitin-protein ligase HRD1-like. Lineage: Eukaryota; Viridiplantae; Streptophyta; Magnoliopsida; Solanales; Solanaceae. The record is from RefSeq and is a predicted model, not a curated record. The transcript has 2 exons. Bases 1 to 600 code for a protein of 199 amino acids. Gene Ontology annotation, cellular component: cytoplasm. Gene Ontology annotation, molecular function: ubiquitin protein ligase activity. Gene Ontology annotation, biological process: protein ubiquitination.
AUGUGGGAUAACCAGAGUCCCGAAAUGCAGUCAAAGCCAAUCCCUCCAUUUGCAUCCUUCAAGAACUGGUCUUAUAGUGAAUUCAGUUGUGAAGCUCUUGAGCAAUGGUUAACUGUUCCAAUCACAGGUUCAGCCAAGUCAUACGAAAUCAUUCUUCAUCGUUCCGAUAUCAAGCUCUAUCAAAGAUUAGAUCGCGCUAUAUCAGAUGUGCUUACUCAUUUUAAGAAUGAGUUUGAAAAUCAAUAUAACACUAUAAUUGAUCUUACAACUCGCAAAUUGCAAAGCAUCAUGACUCCACAGAUGUUAGAGGUAUGUGUGGAUGUGACAUUAGUGAUUGAUCACAAUUGCUAUGGUAGAAUUUUGUUAGCAAUGGAAGAAUCAUCCACAAUUAAUAUAUCAUCAAUAGAGUUGCUAGAGCCAAUUGAAACUGAUGAAAGAAAUAACAACGAUGAUUGUUUGGUAUGUCUAGAUGAGAUAGGGGAGGAAACUCAAGUACUGCGUUUGCCUUGCUCGCAUAUGUUUCAUGGAGAUUGCAUUACAAAGUGGUUAGAGAAUAGCCAUUACUGUCCGCUUUGCCGCUUUCAGAUGCCCACAGAUUAG